Acanthaster planci (crown-of-thorns starfish) is the source of this 6089-nucleotide messenger RNA. RefSeq lists its product as uncharacterized. NCBI's taxonomy places the organism in Eukaryota, Metazoa, Echinodermata, Asteroidea, Valvatida, Acanthasteridae. Gene Ontology annotation, cellular component: cytoplasm. The record is from RefSeq and is a predicted model, not a curated record. Gene Ontology annotation, molecular function: protein binding.
AUAGUUUCACACGGACGGGUCAGGUCUCUGACUAGAUCACCGAAACCCACCGCGCCUGUAGAACUUUUCAUGUUUUUGUCGUAUUUUUGAAGCUGUCUUGGGCCAAACUCUUGCAAAUAUCAGCACUUUCGAAAAAGGUGUAAUUAUUGUCGAAAGAACCCACCAAGAAAUCCACAUAUUGCAGGAGUAGUCAUGUAUAGGGGGAAGAAGAGACUCAACUAUGAGCAGCAGCUGGACAAGGAUGGUAACUUAGGUCCCGCCCUCAUCAUGGCGGGCGAGAGCCUAGAUGAGAUCCCUACCAUCGACAACAACCAGGGCCGCCGGCUGAUCGGCAUCAACGUCAGCAACAACCAGAUCAGCGAGCUCCCGGAGCAGUUGAAGGGCCUGAAGAGGCUUGAGUUCCUCAUCCUGACCAACAACCAGUUCACCACCCUGCCGCCCUCAAUCGGCCAGUUAGCCGGCCUGCGCUCGCUCAACCUGAGCGGCAAUCAGCUGUCCACGCUCCCAGACGAGAUGGAGGAUCUAGACGAGCUGCAGGAGCUGAUUCUAGACAACAACAAGUUUGACGCCAUCCCACCAGUCGUAUUCAAGAUGCCCCGCCUCCGGGAGCUCCACAUGCAACACAACAGCGUCCAGGUCAUCCCACCAGAGAUCACCAAGAUGACCGGGCUGCGGAUCCUGGUCCUGGACUACAACAAGAUCACCGAUGUCCCCGCCGAGGUGGGCCAGAUGAAGCUGGAAGAAUUGUGGGUACAGCACAACCGUGUGGAAACAUCGCCCGACGAUCUCAAGAUCAGUAAAUUGAAACUUCAUGACAACCCCAUCGACCCGAUAGAUCAACCUUAGACCGGUAGCUUGUGUAUCCCUUAUCACCGGUUUGCUGUGCCUUAACCCUACCAUAAAGCUAUUUUUUACCUGGAACCUUCCCGAAUCCUCCAAAAUCCUUCACUGUGCCAGAAACCAAUGGCAUAUCUUUUGUUAUCCACUUUCACUGGUACUGUUGCUCGAGGCACCAAACAUUAUAAUCCCUUUUCACCAGACCACUAUCAGAAGCAUUCCUGAAAUCUGUGGGUAGAGCACGUACAUGUAUAUAGCUCAAUGCUGCCAUUUAAAGUGCACAUGGCUUAUCAAGCAUGGCUUAUAGCACAUGGCACAUGGCUUAUGGCACAUGGCUUAUCAAGCACAGCAACCAUCAUCUCCCCUUGUUCCCCGGGAGUACGUAUACACCCAUUUCUGAAUUUGAACACCUGACCCUAUGAUGGUGAGUUACAAACCCUGACCACAGGGUUGCACAUCCUAACCUUAAGAUUUUUUAGAGCAUCAAGCUUUGUGUAAAGUACUGGUCAAUGCAAUCUUAAAUAUUCUCUGGGAGGGUUAGGGUGAAUAUGCGCAUGGCUUUGACUGAAUUAUAAAUGUAGUAAGCUAUUUACUGAUUAGAUAUUCAUUUAAUAUACAGGUAUGUAGAUUGUCAAUCUCUGAAUUUGAUAAUGGUGUUCUCUGUGUGUGUAAAUAUACCUAAAGGUAUAAUCUGUGUGGUACAAUGUAGUAGCAUGGCAUAAAUAAUUAGCAACUCAUUCAUCAAAUUUUAAAAUUGAUUAAGAAAGUAAUUCAGUACUGAAGUACUGUGUAGGAUAAAUUGCGAAAUGUCUUGUGAAUGUUGCAUCGCGAACGUGCUGCUCUACGUAAUACAUGUACUUAAUGACAAUUGGGUAUCAUAUUUUUCACGCGACUUGAACUACAAGUCUAAGUCUAUGGAUCAGCAAUAGCGCUGACCUUUUUUUUAAAAAAGAGAUGUGACUGAUGUCGGGUUUUGUGAUUGUUUGUAGGUGAUGGACAAUUCAAUAGGUCCCUCCAACUUUGCACAUGGGCCAAUAACUGUAGCUCAUGCUGCUGUCUCCCAUAACCACACUGCAUAUAUGUCGGCCGCAAACGUUAACUGGCAGAUGCACACAUGUCACACUUUGGCGUAUGCGUCACAACUGUCAAAACACCCCAGGGCAGCACUUGAUGAGGUGGUCUGCCCGCUCCUUAGCCCUAACCUUCCAACCACACAGAAUUAAACAGUAGUAAAGUGUUUAAUUCUGUGGGGAUAGGUCUGGUAGGCCCAUAACAGCUGGCUUUUGCAUUGGGUUUGGCAUACCUCAGAAAAACAAAGUCCAACAGCCUCUGUACACAAAGUCCGAUACGGGUGUUUCACUUUGUGUGAAUGGAGAAGGUUAGGGCCAGCAACCCUUGGGGGGGGGUAGGGUUAAGGAAUGAGAGAAGGAACUUUAGUGACAACGUGUCACAGGCUCGCAUAGUCACAUGCACGUUUGGUGCGGGAGACCGACUUCUGUUCAAAUCUAGCGUUUUAGCACGUGUGCCCUUCACCAAGUUCACAUUUUUCCUAACAGCCUGUCGCUUUGCUGGUAGGGGGGGUAGGGGGAUAGGGAAGGGAGGGUUCAAAGCAUAUAAGUACUCAAGUUCAUAUAUUUGAGGUCCUUCUAUAUGCACAAGACAUACAUGUACAAAUAAUAUAUGAUUUAGUUCACAAAUAGCUUGUAUACUCGAAACAGUUUUAGUGAAAUAUUGCAUAAUUUACUGCUUUCUGAAUUUUAGUUGCACACAUUGACGUUGAAUUUUAGUUUAAUACAUUAAGCUCUACAAAUCAUGCCUAGACCCAUUUCCCCAGCCAAGUUGACUUAAGCUUGCUGAAGUCCCCACCAAAUCCUCCACUAUAUGGGAAACCAAUGGUGUACACACACUAUGGCAUCAUUUCAUCAUGACAGAUGACUGGAAAAGCUAUCUUAUGCAUCAGGUCAAUAAUAGUGACCUUCAUAUGACAUCCCAAGUAUUGUCCACUGGCUGGACACUAUCUUCCAUAGUCCCCUCAAAUUCCUCAAAGGCUCCCUAGUGGAUAUAAAAGGAUCAGGAAAGGAUCUGUCUGGAAAUACAUGUACAGGGAAUACACUGCAGGUCUGCCAACUUUUCCAAGACAUUUUCAAGGUUCUACUGCAGUAUACGUGGGUUUAGCAGGGGUCUGUUCUGUAGUCAAAGUUGUUAAGACAAAACCUUUCCUGACCAGUGUUAAAUUGUAUAACCAAAGAAGAGUACACGUAUGCGUAUAUCAUAGGGGUACUUUAUCUUAAAUUGAGGAUUUAUGUGUGUGAUGAUUUUACCGUGUGUAUUCUUGACAAAUUUGUAACAGUCCAAGGUACUAUUAGUGGAAGUCUCCCAUCAGCCUGUAGCUGUGGAACAGAUGGAUUUGCAUUUUAAUAAAAGUACAGAAUGUCUGUGGGGAUGAUAUGUUGCUUAGCAACAUUGAUUUAUGUAUCACUGAAAUUAAAGAGUACUGCCAAGUUCAAUUUUUUUGAAACGCUAGUCUUUUGGUCGAUUAACAUCUAUUGUUUUUGGCUUCCGUGAGAAGGAAGAUCUGUCCGAGCAAGUAUCUUUUAAAGAGCUCAUGCAGUUUUACACAUGCAGUGUUUUUUCUGUACCAGGUCUCCUGAUUGACAUUGUACAAAAUUUGAAAGUAGAUUAUAUUUUUCCACAAGUCACUUACAAAAUAAUGAAUGUGAACCCAGCUUUUUCAGAAGUGUGCUUUAAAAGAAAACACGUAUCUGCAGGUCUCUGGGCUCUCCAGUAAAAGCUUUCCUGAGUGCUGCCAUUUGCCCAUUCAUGGAGAUAAAGAAUAAGAAAGGAUGGGUUAAUAUGCUGGAAACCUCAAGGAAAGAACAACACGUUUGUGAUUAUGUGAGAAGCUCACCCAUGUACCUCUGCGCAUUUUAGUACAAUUAACUAUUACCACGAGUGCAGUUUCCAGACAAAUCCAUCAGCAAGGAAUUCUGUUGGAUUGCGUUGGAUAAUUUCAGGCAUCUCUUGAUUGCAUUCCUUUGCAUGUUGUGCAUAGAGAGCAUUGAAAUCUGUGCAAAGACUGACAUUUGAACUCCUUUGUACAUACAAUAUAUGCAUGUACAUGUACAGUAGGUGCGUUUUCAAAUCCUGAAUCUCUCAAUACUGACACUGUGGGUGCACAGGAAACCAACAGUGCACAUUCAGUGCAUACAUUUAGAAUGCCAGACCAACAUGUAUCACCAAGAAACAAUGGCAGUGUUCCACCAUCUUGAGGGUAGAUACAGUAAACAGAUUAUUAGCACAGCAAAUCAGUAGGACAUCUUAAAUUACCCUCAUUUUUAAAGGAAAGCUACAUGUACUCGUACAUGUACAUGGAUAAUGUUUGAUCAUAGGGCUGUAUCAAAUUACUAGAGAUCUAACUCGUUAUUCCAUUGCGCACAAAGACCUUGAAGCCAUUCUGAAGAGCACAGAUUACAUGUGUAAGUUCAUGUGUGUAUUUGUAGAACAUAAGAUCAGAUGGACUGAAUCUCAAACAUUGUGUUAUAUGUGUAUUGCCCAAGUACAUGUAUAAUAUACUAUGUAAGCAUGCAAACUUCAGCAAACUUCAUCUCUAGUGUACAUGCAUACUACAUGUAGUGGAGAAUAUAGUUUAUGCAGAUAUGCAAUUAGCCAUGCUAAAUCUGCACUAAUUCAUGGAUUGCGCAUGGAUGUAGCCAGCAGGGUUCACUUUACAAAAUGAGUUAAUGCUCUGGUAUUUUUAACCCGCAGUAUGUAUUCAACAGUAAAACCAAUGUAAGAAAUUACAAACGUACUUGUACAUGCACAUUUGCAAAAAUGUACAGUGCUUACUUGUUCUGAGCGUGCUUUCAGUGCAUUGCGUGUAUUGGAAGUUAGCAGUAUCAUGGAGGAAUCCUUCCUCCAUGGAAGCAUCAAGCUGCUUGGGAGUGUCAGUCCCAAAUAAUGUUUACUGUUGUGGAGUUUGUAUUCAUUCAAAAUGGUUGUCAAUCAUUGUAUUCAUACUUUAAUGCUAAAUGCUCGUAUUAAAAAAGUAAUCACUGGGCUAUUUUUGUUCGUAAGCAUUGUGUUUGAAUUAGGCUGAAAACGGAUUUUCGUGUAUAUAGUGUUUUGUAGAAUAUCAGCAUUAUUCACAUCAAUUGGCAAACUGUGUGUGUACUAAGUCUUUGUACCCGUAUUUGGCAAUAUGGACUUGAAACUUUGUUUUUGUAUGCGAUAAGAGUAGUGCCCUGCCUUCAGAUGGUAUUUCCAUGCAGCUAUUGCAUUUAAUAGUUCUAUGGUGCACUUCAGUAGAACAGGACUCUGUCAACCUAUAUAGAGGUGCUGUUUGCACAAAAGCUUAGCUAUGAAGGAGGAUGGUUUUCAGUCCUGAAUUGCAAUGCUAAAUGAACACAUAGCAAUAGUGUUGGACUGGGGCUGGGCACGGAUUAAGUACCUAUACAAAAGGCCUUUGGAAAGGUUCUAAGAAUGCACCCACGCUGUACUGUUGAGGUCAAAAGGAAUUAGUGAAUGGUGACAUGCUGAGUAAACAAUUGUGGCAGAUUUUUACAGAGAACUUCGCACAGACAUCUUUAUGAAAGAAAAUGUUUUUGAUGGUUGACACAGCUAUGGCACAAUGGGCAUAAUGAAGGCCUCCUAUUUGUAAAAUGGCUGCCACACCCCCAAAAGGGUGAAUUUGUAAUGGCAAUGAAAACCAGUGUCAAUACGUCACUAUUAUAGCAACUGCCCACAGGAUGAAAUUGAAUGCAUUUCUAAAAUGCAUUUUUAUUGUUUUUUUACACUCAGGAACCACUUGGCGUGGACAUUUGAUGCUGCAAACUUGCAAAGUUACCGUAGAGUACUAAAUUGUCAAGAAGAAGCAGUAGACUUGAGUAGGGUCCAGUUUGACAGUGCUAAUGUACUUUAACAAUAGUCCAGAAAAUUGCACAAUCCAGGACACUGCCCACAUCAUGCUCGCAUUCAAAGCAAAAGAAUGCACGCUUUUAUUUUCACAGGCCUGGGACGAGCACUGUCUCGUGUCUCGUUAAAAAAAAAAGUAAUGUAAUAGGAAAAUGGAGUCGUUUGUUUGUCUCUUGUCUGGGACCUGGGACUUAGCAGAGACAUCUGGUGUAAAAUAAUCCCAUCUGCUGCAGUUUGUGUAUUCAUGCAUUACCAUACAAGUACUACUGUACAUGAGCAGUUGGUUGAUUAGUGUUAUGCUCAGAUGAAAAUAUAUAUCCGUAUACUAGUUGAAAUAUUUA